Andrographis paniculata is the source of this 402-nucleotide messenger RNA. Its product is annotated as dehydrin DHN1. The coding region runs from base 1 to 402 and encodes 133 amino acids. The transcript has 2 exons. Gene Ontology annotation, biological process: response to water. NCBI's taxonomy places the organism in Eukaryota, Viridiplantae, Streptophyta, Magnoliopsida, Lamiales, Acanthaceae. The record is from RefSeq and is a predicted model, not a curated record.
AUGGCACAGUACGGCGAGCAGUACGGGCGGCAGAGCGACGAAAAGUAUGGAGUCCAUGGAGGAGAAUAUGGAACUACUGGAAACACCGGAGGAGCUUACAAGACGGAUCAAUAUGGGGCCGCCGGUGGUGCUGUUGGAGGUUACGGGAUGACCGGAAACCACGGGGCGGAGGCCGGAAAAGUUGAUGCUGGAAGGGAGGAAGGCGGCCACCACCGCCGCUCUGGCAGCGCCUCCAGCUCGUCUUCGGAGGACGACGGGCAAGGUGGGAGGAGGAAGAAGAAGGGCCUGAUGGGGAAGAUAAAGGAUAUGCUCCCCGGCGGCGGUCACAAGACGGAUGGUGCCGCCGCCGCCGCUGGACAUGAAGUGCACGGCGGCGCCGCCGUACACCAUGAAAAGAUUUGA